AUGAUGAAACCACGGGCUCCAGACGCAGACAAAGGUGAUGAUGACAUGGAUGGAGGUCAGGCGACGAAGGCUGCCCUAACUUCGAUGCCAUAUCAAUGUCAAGAACUGAUCCUGUACGGAAGCGUGUUCGCAGAUAAUUUGCCGGAUUUGGAACGUCGAUUAACGGGUCUUUGUGAUCCAGGUUCAACUGAAUUUCACGAACAUGAUCUCUCUUUCAGUCUUCGAACAGGUACAGAUCCAGACGUAACUAUUAGACUGCGUCGGCGCUUCAAUGUAGACUCUUUCAACAGUCACCAAUGGCAGUUUCGAUAUAUUGGAGGACCUGAACCCGAUCAGAAGUGCCCCGUAAUCGUUCGGAAGGUAAUCGACUCCAUCGCUUACUCACAUUUGAUGAUGGAUUUCGUAAAGACAUUGGGUUUGCGCAUGGAUUACGAGUAUAUUGCAAAAGGAACAGUUUGGACGAAUGGAAAGAUGAAAGUAGUGCUCAGCCAGAUUCAAAAGACAGAGAAGGCGGGACACUAUGAUCAAGCAAAUUUGAAACGAUUCUCUGAUUCCUAUCUUGUGGAGAUGAGUGUUUGUUUGCCAGAUUCUGCUGAAUACACUGCUGCCGCCAAACAACUACGGGAUUUUGCCGAUCAACUCUUACCGUUAGUGGAGAUGGAAAAGCUUUAUUUAGAUUUUGGUAUGACAGAUGUUCAGGGGAGCAAUAAUGCUCCGAUAGUAGAGGAGAAUGAAGAAGAAGCGCAGGUUGAAAGUCCUAAAGAUCAUGUAGACAUGAAAUGCAGCUCUACUGGAGAACCUGGGAUGGUUGAAAGUGAGAAUCCUGGGCCCAGCUCUGAUAGUCCAAGCAAGGUUGAAGGAAGCGGAGAUGCUGCGCAGAGCGCUAAGACUAGCUCAAGAAAGCUGAGGUUAGCGGUUGCUGGAUGUGCUCAUGGUGAAAUGGACAAAAUAUAUGAAGUCUUAGCUGAAAUAGAAAAGGACAAAGGAUAUAAUUUUGAUCUACUCAUCUGCUGUGGUGAUUAUCAGGCUGUAAGAAACUAUGGAGAUUUGCAUCACAUGCAUGUGAACGAGAAAUACCGGUCCAUACAAACGUUCUACAAGUACUACUCAGGAGAAAAGACUGCACCAGUUCUUACACUCUUUGUUGGAGGAAACCACGAAGCUUCGGGAUACUUGUCAGAGUUGCCAAACGGAGGUUGGGUAGCCCCAAACAUAUACUAUAUGGGGUUCGCAAAUGUGAUAAGGUUUGGUGGUUUACGAAUAGCUGGCCUGUCGGGAAUAUUUAACAUAAAAGAGUUCAAUCGAGGACACUAUGAACGGCCACCUUAUGCCCAAUAUGGUGAUGUGGUUUCUUGCUACCACGUACGCAAUCUAGACGUAUGGCGUCUAAAACAGCUAAGACCACCUGAUAAUGACAUUACAAGCAAUCCUAUAGAUAUCAUGGUGACUCAUGACUGGCCAGCUGGAAUCGUAGAUUUUGGGGAUAAGAAUCGCUUGCUGAGAAUUAAGCCAUUUUUUCUGGACGACAUCAACGGCGGUAAACUUGGGAAUCCUUCUACAAUGCAGUUGUUAUAUGAUAUGCGCCCAAAAUACUGGUUUGCUGCUCAUCUGCACGUAGGCUUCGCCGCAUUGGUGCCACAUGAAAACAAGGAUGGUUCUCCAGGAGCGAUGCCUACUCGGUUCUUGGCACUUGACAAACCGAUUCCUCAUAGACAUUUUAUUCAGGCUUUGGAAUUAGAUAUAGAUGAUGAUGCCGAGUUAAAGCUAUCUUAUGAUCCUCAGUGGCUAGCCAUUUUGAAGAACACAGACAGGUUUACAAGCAUAUCACGUUCUAACGCCUACCUCCCCUCCGCUCAUAGCACUGAGCGAUGGGAUUUCCGGCCAAAAGAGGAAGAACUCGCGAGUAUUUUUGAGCUUGGAGAUCUGACUAUCCCUGAGAAUUUCCAACAAACUGCGAGACCAUUAAAGAAUGAUACGCAGGAAGCUCGACGAGCGCAGUCGUCUCCAUACUACAGGAAUCCUCAAUCGGCCGAGUUCUGUUCAUGGCUAGGAAUUUCUGAUCUGAAUAAAAUGCUUGUGGAUAAGGAUCCUGAUAGUGUGGGGAUCGCCUAUUAUCUUGUAGAAAGCAGCGCAGAUGAUAGCGAGAUCCGGAUUGAUGAUGAUAUUUUCGGCGAUGGCGAGGACUUCGUGCUUGAUACUCAACCAACAUUAUGUGAUUUGGAUGAUUCUGUAUCAAUGAAAGUUGCUCCAAAAACUCCAAGAGACGUUCACGACGAUGCGCUGAAAGAUUUUAUUCCACCGAAGCUUACUCCAAAAACACCCAAAAACACUAUAGAUGACGUUCUAGAUGGAUUUGUACCUCCUAAAAUUACACCGAAAAGUACCCAUGACCACAAAAGCGAGGAUUCUUUUGUGUUAAAGCGUCGUAAAGUUGAUAUUCCUGAUGAUGACUAG
This is a messenger RNA of Necator americanus (New World hookworm), 2454 nucleotides long. RefSeq lists its product as uncharacterized. Gene Ontology annotation, cellular component: mediator complex; nucleus. Gene Ontology annotation, biological process: mRNA splicing, via spliceosome; regulation of transcription by RNA polymerase II. NCBI's taxonomy places the organism in Eukaryota, Metazoa, Nematoda, Chromadorea, Rhabditida, Ancylostomatidae. Gene Ontology annotation, molecular function: RNA lariat debranching enzyme activity; transcription coregulator activity. The transcript has 21 exons. The coding region runs from base 1 to 2454 and encodes 817 amino acids. The record is from RefSeq and is a predicted model, not a curated record.